Messenger RNA from Mesorhabditis spiculigera, 498 nucleotides. The record is from the annotation of a GenBank genome assembly. Lineage: Eukaryota; Metazoa; Nematoda; Chromadorea; Rhabditida; Rhabditidae.
AUGAGUAGCAGCGAGCACAGUAGCGAUGAGCACAAUCUUCUAACGGCUUCUGGCCAGACUCGAACCGUCUUCCUGUGUGGAUUUGUUGAAAAACGUUGGCACAACAGUUCGUUGCAUCAAAUAGCCCAGGAUUUAUUUCCCGAAUACUUCAUUUGCUGCAAUGCAAAAACAUGGCAGCGCCAUUCGAAUACCAGGGAAUUGUUGCUCAGUUCGGAGGCUUUCAUUUUCUUCGUGAAUGAAUUUACACUGGCCGAGUCGACAUGCUUGUUGGCGCUACAAAAUGCUUGGCAUCUGAUGAUCCCAAUAAUAAUGCUACGCCCCCCACGAACAAAAUUGGUGAUAUGCGCACGUGAUGCGAGGCGAAAGGAUAUGAUGUACUCAAAUCAAGGAGCGACUCGAGAAAAUUAUUCCAUCGGCCCGUACCGUGCCAAGAAAGGCUCCUACACCCUACCGCCGGGGAUCCAGGACCACUAUGAGGACGACACCGACUUGGGAUAU